Messenger RNA from Erigeron canadensis, 1990 nucleotides. RefSeq names its product zinc transport protein ZntB-like. The coding region runs from base 183 to 1802 and encodes 539 amino acids. Gene Ontology annotation, molecular function: metal ion transmembrane transporter activity. NCBI's taxonomy places the organism in Eukaryota, Viridiplantae, Streptophyta, Magnoliopsida, Asterales, Asteraceae. The record is from RefSeq and is a predicted model, not a curated record. Gene Ontology annotation, biological process: transmembrane transport; metal ion transport. Gene Ontology annotation, cellular component: membrane. The transcript is spliced from 9 exons.
AAGAAGUUUUACUCACUUUUGAGACUGACCGACCGCUACCAUAAACCCAUAAUGCGUAUAUUGGACGCUCCCUUGGCCUCAUAUUUACACCGACCAACGGAAUUACUUCCGGCAACUCACCGGACCACAUUUCCCGACCAAUCACCGGCGUAUACAUCCUCUCCCCCCUUUUCUAUAUAAGCAUGGGUAUAACAACUGAGGACCAUUCUAUGCCUGGGGAAAAGGCUGAACAAAGUAAAAAUCAUUACAGCAAGGAAGCCAUGGCAGGUAGUGAACUCUGGACAGAUGGACUCAUAUGUGCGUUUGAAUAUGUAAAAGGUGAAAGUAGAUCAGUUAAGUCAAAGCCAAAGGCAAAACCCCACUCAACUCGUCGAGCAAAUAGUCAUGACAUGAAGAAGCAGGACGAUGGCUAUUUAUCUGAACCCACUAAUAUUGCAGAAAGCAAGGGCGACGAUAUCAGCCAUGCCCAUAUACUAAAACUUGAUGGGAGCCAUUGGGUUCCAAUUGGUUGGGCUAGAAUUUCCGAACUUGUUGAAACUGUACAAAUUAAUGCUGACUGGACCUCGCAUGAGUUCAAUUUCAUGGAUGAUGAAGAUGACCGUACAAUUGCAGAUCUAGCCGCCCCCUAUUGGGAGCGGCCAGCUGGACCUGUAUGGUGGUGUCAUGUCGCUGCAGACCAUCCACAUAUUAGUACAUGGCUUAAUAAUGCUUCAUGGUUACAUCCUGCAAUUAGUAUUGCUUUAAGAGAUGAAAGCCGGCUCAUAAGUGAGAGGAUGAAACACCUUUUAUAUGAGGUCCCCGUUAGAGUUGCUGGAGGUUUGGUUUUUGAACUGUUGGGCCAGUCAGUUGGCGACCCAUAUACAAAAGAGGAUGAUAUACCGGUUGUUCUUCGCUCAUGGCAAGCACAAAACUUUUUGAUCACUGCACUGCACCUGAAAGGAGUUACAUCAUGCUUAAAUGUCUUGGGUGUUAUUGAAGUGCAGGAACUUCUUUUUGCUGGUGGUAAUAAUAUACCCCGGACGAUACAUGAAGUUAUAGCACUUUUAGCCAGCAGGCUUGCACGGUGGGAUGACAGAUUAUAUCGAAAGUUUAUAUUUGGGGAAGCUGAUGAAGUGGAACUGAAGUUCAUUAACAGGAGAAACAAUGAAGAUUUGGACCUUUUCAUUAUUAUCCUCAACCAAGAAAUCAGAAGGUUAUCACAACAGGUUAUUCGUGUCAAAUGGUCACUGCAUGCAAGGGAAGAGAUAGUGUUUGAACUUCUUCAACAUUUGAGGGGAAAUACAACUAAAAUGUUGCUUGAUAGCAUAAGAAAGAGCACAAGGCAAAUGCUUGAGGAACAAGAGGCAGUUCGUGGUCGCAUAUUUACAGUUCAAGAUGUCAUGCAGGGUACAAAACGAGCAUGGCUGCAGGAUAGAAGCACAAGAGUAACACAUAAUUUGGCUGUUUUUGGAGGGGGUGGCCUUGUCCUCUCCAUCAUCACUGGCUUAUUUGGAAUCAAUGUUGACGGGAUACCGGGGGGCGCAAACACACCAUAUGCCUUUGGUUUGUUUGCUGGAAUUCUCUUCUUCAUAGGAGUCGUAUUAAUUGCUGUCGGUUUGCUAUACUUCGGAUUGAAAAAGCCAAUAACUGAAGAGCAGGUGGAAGUGCGGAAAUUGGAGCUCCAAGAGCUUGUCAACAUGUUUCAGCAUGAAGCCGAGACUCAUGCUCAAGUUCGUAAGCACGUUCCUAGGAACAACAGGACACUAACUUCUGGAGACAGAGACAGUAUCCUAGAUGAUGCAAAUUAUGUUCUUAUUGACUAAAAGAGGAUUAUCAAGCUAACCGUUUGACUCUGACGAUCGAUGCUACCGGAGUGUCAAAUGAGUUACUAUUUUACUUUUUAAACAUUGAUCUGAAUAAUCUUCCGUUGAAGAGAGGUCGACAAGUACUUGCUCCCGGCUUGCUUGCUUUAUGAAAAUUGCAUCAGUUGCAUUUUUGCAAUGCUUUGAAA